GCGCGGUAAUUGCCCCGAGAGGAGAGGCGGGGCGAACCGCCGGCUGCCCGCCCUCGCUCGCUGCUGCUCCCCCCGCGGCCGCCUCUCCUCCCCGGCCUCCCUGAUGCCGAGGAAUGGAUAGAGCGGCUGCCCUGCGAGCCGCCGGCAUGCUGGAGAGGAAGGAGCGGAGCGGCGAGGCGGCGGGCGCGGGGCCCCGGGCGGCGCGGGGCUUGCCGGCCGUGCGGAGCACGCUGCAGCAGUGCGGGCUGCUGCAGGACCUCAUCGACAUCUCGCUCUCCAACCUGCGCGGGCUCCGCACCAAGUGCGCCGCGUCCAACGACCUCACGCAGCAGGAGAUCCGCACCCUGGAGGUGAAGCUGAUCGACUACAUCCACAGGCAGCGGCAGUGCAAGCUGAGCGUGCCCCUGACCGACCGCACCGCGGAGCUCAACAGCUACCCGAGGUUCCACGACUGGCUGGACAUCGUCAACGUGAGGAAGGAGGUUGUGCAGAGAAUACCAGAGGAGCUAACCUUAGAUGCCUUACUGGAAAUGAACGAGUCCAAGGUGAAGGAGACGCUGAAGCGCUGCGGGGCCCGAGACGAGGAGUGUUCGCGGCUCAACGGGGCGCUGAGCUGCCUGCGCAAGGCGACCGAGUCCGGAGGGGAGUUAAAGGACGACGUGCUGGUGAAUCUUGCUGAGGCGCGACGAGAGAGCAGCUCGAGCACCGCGGCAGAGCCGCCCUGCCCCUCGGCGUCCCCGGGGGCCCCCGCUGCCGUGCCCCCCCGGGGCAGCAGCCCCCAGCCGCGCUGCGGCGCCGCAGCCACAGACUCUCCUGCCCCCGCUCACGGACCUUCCAUCUAUGCAGAAAACCUCCUGGACCCCUUUGCGCACAGCGGCAGGUUAACCCCCCGGCCUCCCCACAGCGUCACCGUCACCCCGCCAUCCACUCCUCAAGCCAAGCGGCGGCACAAGCUGAAGCCCCCCCGGACUCCUCCUCCCCCCUGCCGCAAGGUUUUCCAGCUGCUCCCCAACUUCCCGGCCCUCACCAGGAGCAAGUCCCACGAAUCACAGCUGGGAAACAGGAUAGACGAAGUUCCUCCAGUAAAGUUCGAGCUCUCCCAGGGAUCCCCCCAAACGGUACGAAGAGACUUUGGGCUGGCCGUCACCCACAGGUUCUCUACCAAGUCUUGGUUAUCCCAGAUUUGCCAAGUCUGUCAGAAAAGCAUGAUGUUCGGGGUGAAGUGUAAGUACUGCAGAUUAAAAUGUCACAACAAGUGUACUAAAGAGGCACCUGCUUGUAGAAUAUCCUUCCUUCCCAUAGCAAAAAUAAGAAGAACAGAGUCUGUCCCUUCUGAUAUCAAUAACCCAGUGGACAGACCAACAGAACCCCAGUUUGGAACCCUUCCCAAAGCACUAACUAAAAAGGAGCAUCCGCCAGCAAUAAAUCACCUGGACUCCAGCAGUAAUCCUUCUUCCACCACCUCCUCUACGCCGUCUUCUCCAGCACCUUUCCAGUCUUCCAACCCUCCCAGUGCAACUCCCCCCCCAAACCCGUCUCCUAUGGGCCCGCGGGACGGGCGGUUCAACUUCCCAGCUGCCUACUACAUUCAGCAUAGACAACAAUUUAUCUUCCCAGAAAUUCCCAGUCCUGCACAAACAGCACAUCCUCCGGAACCAGCUGCAGACACUAAUGCCGAUCAGCAGCCGGACACGGAUGGAGCUGACUGUGAAGCAGAGGUGGAAGAACCAGAGGCUAAUAAAUCAGAACCCGAAGAUGAUGAGGAUGAGGUGGAAGAUUUGCCAAACAGGCGGCCACACUUGCAAGGGAUGAUUUACCGCAAACCCAGCCAGACCAGCGUGUACCUGCAGGAGUGGGACAUCCCCUUCGAGCAGGUGGAGCUGGGGGAGCCCAUCGGGCAGGGCCGCUGGGGGAAGGUGUACAAGGGCCGCUGGCACGGGGAGGUGGCCAUCCGGCUGCUGGAGAUCGACGGCAACAACCAGGACCACCUCAAGCUCUUCAAAAAGGAGGUGAUGAACUACAGGCAGACCCGGCACGAGAACGUCGUCCUUUUCAUGGGAGCGUGCAUGAACCCGCCUCACCUGGCCAUCAUCACCAGCUUCUGCAAAGGAAGGACACUCCACUCGUUUGUACGGGACCCCAAGAUAUCCCUGGAUAUUAACAAAACCAGGCAGAUAGCGCAGGAGAUCAUUAAGGGCAUGGGGUAUCUUCACGCCAAGGGGAUCGUACAUAAGGAUCUGAAAGCCAAGAAUGUUUUCUAUGACAACGGGAAGGUUGUGAUCACAGACUUUGGAUUAUUUGGAAUUUCGGGUGUGGUUCGGGAAGGAAGGAGGGAGAAUGAACUGAAGCUGCCCCACGACUGGCUGUGCUACCUGGCCCCUGAGAUUGUCCGUGAGAUGGCGCCGGGGAAGGACGAGGACAAGCUGCCUUUCUCCAAAGCUGCCGAUAUUUAUGCCUUUGGGACCGUGUGGUAUGAGCUGCAAGCAAGAGAAUGGCCCUUCAAGAACCAGCCCGCGGAGGCGCUCAUCUGGCAGAUCGGCAGCGGCGAGGGGGUGAAACAAGUGCUUGCGACUGUCAGCUUGGGGAAAGAAGUCAAUGAAAUUCUGUCAGCGUGCUGGUCGUUCAAUCGCAGUGACAGACCCAGCUUCACCGUCCUCAUGGACAUGCUUGAGAAACUGCCAAAACUGAACCGGCGGCUCUCCCACCCGGGGCAUUUCUGGAAGUCUGCUGACAUUAACAGUAGCAAAGUUGUCCUGCGUUUUGAAAGGUUUGGCUUGGGAAUCCUGGAACCGAGCAACCAAAAGAUCUAGCCCGGGCUGUAGUUCUUGUGCUCAGCACACGUGGCGUCCGACGUCUCCCGGCUCCGGAACGGGCAGCUCCGCCAGCGCGGCGCGCAGCCCGCGGCGUUCGCGAGCUCUGGAUUCCGCCCGGGCACCAGCGGUUCUUUAAACAACGUUUACAUGAUACUUCUGUGUGAACUAUAUUUUUUAAACAUAAUAAACAGUGAACCAAGUUGAGCUACA
Messenger RNA from Columba livia (rock pigeon), 3023 nucleotides. RefSeq names its product kinase suppressor of ras 1 (gene KSR1). NCBI's taxonomy places the organism in Eukaryota, Metazoa, Chordata, Aves, Columbiformes, Columbidae. The record is from RefSeq and is a predicted model, not a curated record. Gene Ontology annotation, molecular function: ATP binding; protein kinase activity. Gene Ontology annotation, cellular component: membrane; cytoplasm; endoplasmic reticulum. Bases 114 to 2810 code for a protein of 898 amino acids. The transcript has 20 exons. Gene Ontology annotation, biological process: protein phosphorylation; Ras protein signal transduction.